CACCGGACUCCCCGGUCGUCUGCUGCGUGACGUACCAACUUCAGUUGGGCACAACGCUUACUACACUCACCCACAAACAUUCGAGCCGCCGACAGCCUCGACCUGGACGGUGACAUUGCGCUACGGUUGAUUUGAGGGAGAAACGAUACCGAUUCAAGGGAAAAUUCACAGUUUCGAGAGUCUGCCAGUUCGGUGGCCGAGCGGCGCGCAGUCUGGCCACGAAUUUUGACGGGGGUGCGAGUGUAAUAUCGGGCGAUUAUACGGCUUAGAAUCGUGGAUAAUAUAACGAAAGAAGUGAAUAGAGUACAGUGAGUGAAGAGGUGAACGGAUGAAAAACGUGUCUUGCGUAAAGCCUAUUGGCGUUUAAAACUAGUGUGAUAACGUUUUGGAUACGCAUUAUAAGGAAUAAAAAAUUUCGAAUCCGGCAAAAGGGAGGAGUUGACGAUAAAGAUGAUGAUAAAUGUCAUGCAAGGAGCAACGCGACGAUAUUAAGUGUCGAACCACUGCGUGGUGUGCAGCAGGUAAAAAAGUUCGGGUUCGUUUUUUCAACCGCGAUACUGCAGCCCUUUUUUUUUGAAUAAAUUUUGAUUAAAUUGGGGUGAAUUUAACGGACAAAUGUAGCAGCUGGGCGUCUCUGCAGCAUACUUGCAUAUUCACGACACUCCAGGCAUUUGCAUUUGCAUUUGGUAACACUUCGGGCCGAGUGAUUGAAUCGAAUUUUGGUAUUUCUGUGCGGUGUUUACAAGUGACGCAAACCAACGACCGAUUUGUUUCAAAAUAUUUUUUCGUCUUGGUUCAACGAGUGGUGACCGCCUUCCACUUGUGACCUACUCAGGUUCGCCGCUUGGUCAUCGAUGGUAUAAUGAGAACAUAAUGAAUAUCCCCAUAGUAUCUGGAGACAUCGACGACGAUGGUUACAAGCCCAAGUUCAUCCGGGGCUCCGACCCAAGAGUGGCUACCUGCCGGGGCAAGCUGCAGAACAGAAGAAGCAAACUCAACCAGGAAAUCAACAAGGAACUCCGGCUACGGGCAGGCGCUGAGAAUCUCUUCAAGGCCACGACGAACAGAAAACUGAAGGAGACGGUCGCCCUGGAAUUGAGUUUCGUGAAUUCGAAUCUGCAGCUGCUCAAGGAACAGCUGGCUGAAUUGAACAGCUCGGUGGAACUUUAUCAGAAUGCCGACAGCGAGGAACCUGUAAUGCCCAUGAUACCGUUGGGCCUGAAGGAGACCAAAGAUAUUGACUUUCGAGAGCCGUUUAAAGAUUUUAUUUUAGAGCACUACAGUGAGGAUGGCAGCCAUUACGAAGAAGCGAUUGCAGACCUCAUGGAUACUAGACAGGCCAUGAGGACGCCGACUCGCGACACGCCAGGAAUAGCGUUGCUUCUCCGCUACUAUAACCAGCUUUACUUCAUCGAGAGAAGAUUUUUUCCACCGGAUCGAAGCUUGGGAAUAUAUUUCGAAUGGUUCGACUCUUUGACGGGAGUUCCUAGCUGUCAGCGAACAGUGGCGUUCGAAAAAGCUUCGGUUCUCUUCAACGCUGGUGCUCUUUAUACGCAGCUGGGUGCCAGACAGGACAGACGAACAGCUCGGGGACUCGACCAGGCGGUCGACUCCUUCCUCCGAGCCGCUGGUACCUUUAGGUACAUCCACGAAAACUUUACCAACGCUCCGAGCAUGGAUUUGGGUCCAGAGAUGCUGGAGAUGCUCGUUCAGUUGAUGCUGGCUCAAGCGAGGGAAUGUCUUUUUGAAAAAUUGGAAUUGCAGUCAAGAGAUAGCAGGGAUAUCGAUAUAUCUUUGGACCUUGCUCAAGAGGCUGCGCAGGUAGCAGCGGUUUACGCAGAUGUUCAUUCCCUCAUUUCGCGUGAACCGGUACGCGACUACGUCCCCGAGUCAUGGGUAUCGUUGAUUCUUGUCAAACGUGAACACCACUUAGCGAUGGCUCACAAGCAUUGUGCCGUUGGGCUUCUGGAGCGACCAGUCUCCGAAAUGCGUGUAGAGACGAGGCUCGUCCUCGAGCACAUUCAGGAAAGUGAUGGUAAAACUCAGAUAGACACAACUGUGCCGAAGGACGAACAGGAACGCAAGCUUUUGAGUAGAGCACAUUUGAGAGAGGCUCAAAUACUUCACGAAGAGAGUCAAAGGCUGCAACGAAUGUGCCGCGAAUUGAAGGGCAAACAAGCGUUGGCGAGGGUUUUGAAGAGGGCGCAGGACGCCACCUUCGAAGAAUACAAUCGGGUUGGCGACGAGGAUGAUUUCCGGGAACUCCUCGAUCCUCCUCACAUUCUAGCAUCCACAAAGUUUCAGUUGAGUCUGACCCAUCCAGACUUCGGUCAGCACGGUGUCGACGAUUUAUUCAGAUCCCUUGGUCCUGUUGCAAUAUUUUCCGCAAAGAGACACUGGACGGCGCCAAGAUUGGUUCAGCUUCAGAGAGGUCCUGGGGGCGAAGGAUUCGGUUUCAGCGUUCGCGGUGACGCUCCAGUUAUCGUGGCUGCGGUCGAUCACAACUCCUUGGCCGACUUGGGUGGAAUGAAAGAAGGUGACUUCAUCGUUAGUAUCGGAGACAAGGACGUCAAAUGGGCUUCUCAUGAUCAAGUUGUGCGUCUGAUAAAGCAAUGUGGGGAUUCCAUCAGUUUGAAACUUGUCACUCCGAUGGAUAGAAAUUAUCUGAAAAAACCAGUGAAAUCGAACCGUCACGACAAAGGUAGCGUCUCCGCCAGCAGUUCGUCGGGUGUUUCUUCAGGACAACCGAGUCCUGCAGGAUCAGUAACGACUGCUCACGUCGCUAGGAGGCUCCCUUGGAAUCCUUUCAAAAAAUCUGGCAGUCAACGGGACAGCAGAGACCUCACAUUUGACAAUGUCAUACUGAGAUGAUCUUACAUCACUCUACAAAAUUGUCUGACGAAUUUAGAGAAUCAGAUUUGCGAGACGCCACUCUGCAGAAGCUUCUAUUUAUACACUGCAAGUGAGUAGAUCUGAUCAUAUAAGGGUAUACCGAAUUCUUCGCCGUCAUUUAUUGCCCGCCCCUGCUUUGCUCUGCAAUUAUUGCAGCUUCGCUGAUGAAUAGCGUCGUAGACGAGUUUUCGCUCUCGUGAUAAGAUUAAUUGACAGACUUUUCUUGGCAAUCGCACGCUUUUAUUUUCUUAAAUAAUUUGUUUAUCUACAUACGAGUAAUAUGGUGAAAUUAGGAUUUCUUUUUUCUGUAUUUGAAAAAAAAGACAAAAUUAAUGAAGAAAACUUAUGUAAUUAAUCUUAAAAAUAAAAAAAAAAAAAAAAAAAAAAAACUAAAUCGCGCAGACGGUGUGGGCCAAUUUUUUUUCAUACUAUUGAUCGGGAAAAUCACAAUCUUGUCGGAGGAAAAGAUUCAUUUAACUUUUUCUCAAUAUAUAUAAAUGGUUAUCGCGAUGAAUAACUAUUGUAUUACAGAUUUGUAUAAAAUCAUUAAUUGUAUGAUAAGAAUCGUAUGUCAUAAAGAUGCUUAUACCAUAAGUAUCUUGAGAAGCUCAUCAUAGAAGUAAAAAAAUGUUUAAUAAUAAUUUAUACAUUACAAUGUAAAGCAAUUUGCAUAACAUAUAUGAACAGUGUAAUAUAGCGUUAGAGUAAUGUUUAUAUAUAUUUGCCAUACAAAUUUCAUGGGGUGAUAAGAAUCUCUAACUAUGGAAGGGACGUUGUAGUUAGUUAGACAUUGUUAUUAUAACGUGAGACUGCAUCCACACCUUUCUCGUCAAAUCGAGAUCAAAUGGCCAAGGUCGUUGAAUGCAUACAUAAAUAUAAUAACACCAAACUGGGAUCCUAAACCGAGAAAGAGUUGAGUAUAAUGUUUAUAAGUUCAAAUUUCUCUACUUCCUCAAAACUUAUUACAGGUUUUUCGCCAAAUCUACCGGACUUUGGAGUGAACGUUUUUGAAUAUUCCCUGCCACAAGUCGUACUUGGUAUUUGUCAUUAUCUGACCUAACUGUUUUGGUCACGUUUUUUCAUUGUUUCGAUAACCCGGAGAUUUCGAACCACUAAAUGCCCCUUCCAGACAUCAAAUAUUAUAAACAAUUAAGGAUUGUACAAUUUAAUUAAUCGUCUAGUACAGUUCGCAAUGUACAUACUUGAAUAUAUUAUAUCAUAAUUUGUAGUUAUAUACCGUCUACAUUAGGUGUUAUAUAUACCGAUUGUAUUUCAGGAAUCCGUUGCAGGUAACAGGAUGGUCUGAGGACUUUGUGGUUGUAAAAUGUUUAUGAUAAUUUUUCAGACUAUCCUGUACGGUAACAAGAUAAUAUAAAUAUCUUUCGUUGUAUACUGUUAUUGAUUAUUGAGCGAUAAAGAAUAUAUUAAAGGCAUAUCAAAUUCA
Messenger RNA from Neodiprion virginianus, 4336 nucleotides. RefSeq names its product rhophilin-2 (gene Rhp). The coding region runs from base 874 to 2871 and encodes 665 amino acids. The transcript is spliced from 12 exons. Gene Ontology annotation, biological process: negative regulation of stress fiber assembly; signal transduction. NCBI's taxonomy places the organism in Eukaryota, Metazoa, Arthropoda, Insecta, Hymenoptera, Diprionidae. Gene Ontology annotation, molecular function: protein binding. The record is from RefSeq and is a predicted model, not a curated record.